Nannochloropsis gaditana CCMP526 is the source of this 600-nucleotide messenger RNA. RefSeq names its product mitochondrial inner membrane protease subunit 1 (gene IMP1). The coding region runs from base 1 to 600 and encodes 199 amino acids. The transcript has a single exon. Gene Ontology annotation, molecular function: serine-type endopeptidase activity. The record is from RefSeq and is a predicted model, not a curated record. Gene Ontology annotation, cellular component: membrane; mitochondrial inner membrane peptidase complex.
AUGGCCUGGCGAGGCGCUUUUCGGUCCUUCUUUAGCCGUGCCCGGGCUCGAUAUAUGCGAAGCUCAGCUGAGCUAUUGGACGAGACGCGCUACAACGUCGUGGACCUCGUCAAGUUCAGCUGCACGCUCUACUGCUUGCACGAGUAUGUGGCCGACGUGACAGCCCUGGCUGGGCCGUCCAUGCUCCCCACCUUCAAUGAGGCGGGGGACAUCGUCGUGGUCGACUGCCUGCACGUGAAGCUCGGAAGACCCCUCCAAAAAGGCGACAUCGUCAUCGCCCGCUCGCCCUCGAACCCGUCGAACACGGUCUGCAAGCGCGUCCUCGGCCUCCCUGGCGACCGUAUCCUGAUACAGCCACAGUAUUGGUACCAGCAAGAACAGGUCUUGCAAGUCCCGCCGGGGAUGCUCUGGCUCGAGGGCGACAACCCCUUCAACUCCACCGACUCCCGCACCUACGGUCCCGUGCCCAUGGCCCUGGUCAAAGGCCUCGUCGCCUUCAAGCUGUACCCGCUCCAUGAGUUCGGGCCUCUCCCACGGACAUUCCGGAGGCCGGGGGCGCGCUAUCCUAAGCUUGAUAGGGAGACGGGGAUCCGAAAAUAG